This is a messenger RNA of Orussus abietinus, 1702 nucleotides long. Its product is annotated as zinc carboxypeptidase-like. The record is from RefSeq and is a predicted model, not a curated record. The coding region runs from base 416 to 1675 and encodes 419 amino acids. Gene Ontology annotation, biological process: proteolysis. Lineage: Eukaryota; Metazoa; Arthropoda; Insecta; Hymenoptera; Orussidae. The transcript has 6 exons. Gene Ontology annotation, molecular function: zinc ion binding; metallocarboxypeptidase activity.
AUUGGCUAUUCCCCUCCGGGGAAUUAAUACCGCGAGGAAUGCGCACGCGCUCCUAAAAAGACAUGGGAAAUAAUUGGAGGGUCGUAAAGAAUAAUUAGUAGAAAUUCCCUGUGAAGGGUUCUUUUACUAGAAAUAAGAGAUGUUUGUGAUGCUAAGGCAAUGAUCAAUUUUUAGCUGUUACUGUGAUCGAUGGUCGAUCGAUAUCGGGUUCACUCUCUACGGACUCGAUGGGGCGUUGGCACUUGCGGCUAUCACCUUUAGACGCUCUUCGAGAUGCGCAACGAAGGAGCCUCGGAUUGGUGUCGGGUGUAAAACCUGUUGGAAACGAUAAACGGCACCUGCGGUCACCUGGAGAACCAGAAGCCUGGCCACCGUCGUCCAGGCUUGACCGUUUACCACCCAACAUCCAGCAGAGAUGAAGUGGAAUGCGUUUGGGCUGAUCGCCGUCCUGGUCGCAACUGCGACAGCGGAGAAGGUCUCCUAUCAGGACUUCAAGGUCUUCAGGGUCCUGCCGAAGACGACACAGCAGCUGCAGACUCUGAGCGACCUGGAGAACCUUGGGUACUCGUUCUGGCUGGGCCCCAGCAAAGUGGGAGCCAAUGUCGACCUGAUGGUGUCACCGGAACAACUCGAAGGCUUCCAGGACCUCGUUAAGGAGAAUGGCUUGGAGUACGAAGAGUACGUUCAGGAUGUGCAGACCCUGAUCGACCAGGAGAACCCGAGGGACUCCGCGAACCGAGUUUCCGGAGAGCUCGGCUGGACCAGUUAUCACACCCUGGGAGAGAUCUACGACUGGCUGGAGUUCCUGGGGAAAACUUAUCCUGAUAAGGUCACCGUCGUCAAGGGAGGAUCUACCUACGAGGGCCGAGAGAUCAAGGGUGUCCGCGUGUCCUUUAAGGAGAAUAAUCCCGGGGUUUUCAUCGAGGGUGGGAUUCACGCCAGGGAAUGGAUCACCCCGGCCACCGUCACGUACUUCCUGAACGAGCUCCUGACCAGCAAGGACCCUGAAGUCAGGGAACUGGCCGAAAGACACGACUGGUACAUCUUCCCAGUGUUCAAUCCCGAUGGCUACAUCUUCACGCACACCGGGGACCGACUUUGGAGGAAAACCCGCAGGCCGUACGGCAGAAUCUGCAAGGGAGUCGACGCUAACCGAAACUGGGAUUACAAGUGGAUGAUGGGUGGUGCCAGCUCCGCAGCUUGUUCCGAGACUUUUGCUGGCAGCAGCGCCUUCUCCGAGGUCGAAACGCAAACCUUGUCGGAGUACAUCGGCUCGAUCGGCGACAAGUUCUACGCAUACAUAGCAUUCCACAGCUACUCGCAGUUGCUGCUCUUCCCUUACGGCCACACCAAGCAGCAUCUCGACAACUACGACGAGCUGUAUGAGAUCGGUACCAAGACAAUCCAGGCUCUCUCCAAGAGGUACGGCACCAGAUACGUCACCGGGAACAUCGCCGAGACCAUUUAUAUCGCUUCUGGGUGCUCGAUGGACUGGGUGAAAGGAACGCUGCGUACUCCUAUCACGUUCACCUACGAGUUGCGCGAUAAGGGCAGAUACGGAUUCCUGCUGCCCGCCAACCAGAUCAUCCCUACAGGCCAGGAGGUGGUGGACUCCCUCGUCGCCCUUUUCCGAGAGGCCAAAGCCAAGGGAUACCCCAAGACUGCUGGGAACUGAGAAUCCAUUCCUUGACCAAGAGGCUUA